Molecule: messenger RNA, 4365 nt
Organism: Nakaseomyces glabratus
Lineage: Eukaryota; Fungi; Ascomycota; Saccharomycetes; Saccharomycetales; Saccharomycetaceae
Gene: POL1
Product: DNA-directed DNA polymerase alpha catalytic subunit POL1
Biological process (GO): mitotic DNA replication initiation; leading strand elongation; lagging strand elongation
Cellular component (GO): alpha DNA polymerase:primase complex
Molecular function (GO): DNA-directed DNA polymerase activity; DNA replication origin binding; single-stranded DNA binding
Source: RefSeq, a predicted model, not a curated record
AUGAGCGCCUCUAAUGAUAAAUUGGCGAAAUUGAAGAAACUUCAGGCUUUAAGGAAAGGAAAGAACGCUAAUGAUGAAGAUGAUGAAGACAACUAUGAUAAAAUAUAUGAUGAAAUUGAUGAGAAAGAGUAUAGAAAUCGCAAGAGGCAAGAGUUAUUGAGAGACGACUUUGUUGUAGACGAUGAUGGUCUAGGCUAUGUAGAUCGUGGUGUAGAGGAAGAGUUCAAUAGCGAAGAAGAUUACUCUAGCAACGAUGAACUUGAUAAUAGUACGAGUAAGGGUAACAAGAAACAGCAACCUAAAAAGCAAAUCGGAGAUAUGCUUAAGGCUCAUCACUCCAAAGUUGUGCUGUCUGGAAAACAGUUAGAUAGCAAGAAGAAACAAAUUAAACUGGAUGAUUUUGAUGAUAUAUUGAAUGAAUUCGAUAAUGAGGAAGAUGAAAAACCUAUCCUUACUCACAGAAAGAAUGCAUCUUUAUUAUCAUCUUCUCCAACAGUGAAGACAGCCAUGAAAAGAUCUUUAAAUGAUUUUGAUUCAUCGGAUAAUGAAAACAGAAGAAUCAAGAACAAAAGAGUUGACAUGAACUCUUCACCUCUAAAGAAUCAAAUAAAAAACUCGAUACCUAGUGAAUCGCUAGGAGGAGGUGAUACCGCUGUAAACUCCUUAGAAACCUCUCCCACACGUCAUGUACAGGAUAGCUCCUUGUUAAACGCCGUGAAAUCUGAAUUCGAACAGGAUUCAUCUACAAACAUCGAUAGUGAUGAUAGCGAUGAAGAUAAUGUGAUCGUUACUAAAAGGAAAAUGAGAACUGCAACUGCAGUUCGUAAAGUUAACUUGGACUCUAAAAGCGCUCUUUCAUCCUCCCCUUAUGUUACUACUCCAGGGACUCCAAUAACUGAAAAUAAAAAAUCUAUUGGUAGCUCUGUGGCCUCUUACAGCAUGUCGGGACCGCUGAACUUUGCAACACAGAAGUUUACCAAAGAUCAAAUCAUAGAUCCACAAACUGGUACAUUCAAAAUGUACUGGUUCGAUUUUACAGAAGUCAACAACACAUUAGUUUUAUUUGGAAAAAUUAAACUAUUGACUGGUGAACAUGUAUCAGCAAUGAUACAAAUAGAUGGAAUGUGCAGGGAGUUAUAUUUUCUACCCCGGGAAGGUAGAAAGCCAGAAGAAAUCCAUGAAGAAAUUAUUCCAUUGCUUAUGGAUAAGUAUGGACUACCUAAUAUUAGAGCUAAACCAGAACAUAUGAAAUAUGCUUUUGAACUUCCUGGAAUUCCACAUGAAUCUGACUAUCUAAAAGUUCUGCUACCAUUUAAUACUCCAAAAAGCAGUAGAGACACGAUACCACCUGAUCUUUCAAGUGAGACUUUUCAUCAUGUCUUUGGCGGCAACACCAAUAUUUUCGAAAGCUUCGUUGUACAAAAUAAAAUAAUGGGUCCUUGUUGGUUAGAGAUUAAAGGUGGCGACUUUUCUGCCUUACAAAAUGCAUCACAUACAUCAAUAGAAGUACUAAUAAACAGACCACAGGACAUAAAGCCUAUUGAUAUUAAAGAAAUGCCGGAAUUACAUUGUACAUCAAUUUCGAUUCAAACUGUAAUGAAUCCAAAACAAAACAAGCAAGAAAUAGUAUCUAUCACUCUGGGUACUUAUAAGAAUUUAAAAUUAGAUUCACCUAUACCGGAGAAUUUAGAUCCAACAGACAUUGUUACAUUAGUGAGACCUCCACAUGGUUCUAGCUUUCCUCCUGGACUAGCCACAUUAGCAAAACAAAAACUUGGUGGGCAAGUACGUUUAUUUAACAAUGAGAAAACACUACUGGCAUGCUUUUGUGCUAUGAUGAAAGUAAUGGAUCCCGAUGUUCUCAUCGGUCACCGUUUAGAAGGUGUCUAUCUUGAUGUCCUUGUGCAUAGGUUACAUGAAUUUAACAUACCAACUUUUAGUACGAUUGGCCGGAGAGUCAGAAAAGUCUGGCCGGAUAAAUUUGGUAAGGUCAAUUCGGGUCUAACUCAUUUGUUUAUCCGAGAGAUGGUUGCUGGUAGAUUGAUUUGUGAUAUUGGUAAUGAAAUGGGUCAAUCGCUAACUCCUAAAUGUCAAAAUUGGGAUUUGGCUGAAAUGUAUCAAGUUACCUGCCAAGUUGAUCACAAACCAUUGGAAAUCAACUACCAGAAUACACAAUAUCAAGAUGAUGUGAAUUUAUUAACGAUGGCUCUACAGGAGAAUGUCACAAACUGUAAGAUUGCUGCUGAAGUUUCUUUUAGAAUUCAGAUAUUAUCUUUAACAAAGCAAUUGACAAAUUUAGCUGGUAAUGCCUGGUCACAAACUUUGGGAGGUACGAGGGCCGGUAGAAAUGAAUACAUUCUUCUUCAUGAGUUUGCCAGAAAUGGCUACAUUGUACCUGAUAAGGAAACUCAGAAGAUGAGAAACCAAAGAUUAAGAGCACAAGAUGGAAGCGAUGAACCUGAAGGUUCAAGUAAAAAAUCGAAAUACCAAGGUGGUUUGGUUUUUGAUCCUGAGAAGGGCCUCCAUACAAACUAUGUGCUAGUUAUGGAUUUCAAUUCUCUUUAUCCAUCUAUUAUUCAAGAGUUCAACAUUUGUUUUACAACAGUUGACCGUGAUGUUGAAAAUAUCGAUGAACUUCCUGAAGUACCCUCAGCUGAUAAAGCACAAGGUGUCUUACCUCGCUUACUAGCCAAUUUGGUUGAGCGUCGUCGUGAAGUUAAAAAGAUCAUGAAGACUGAAACAGACCCACACAAGCGUCUACAAUGUGAUAUUAGACAACAGGCCUUAAAACUUACAGCAAACUCCAUGUAUGGUUGUUUGGGUUAUGUGAACAGUAGAUUUUAUGCUAGACCUUUGGCCAUGUUGGUGACAAAUAAAGGUAGAGAAAUUCUGAUGAAUACCAGACAGCUUGCAGAAAGUAUGAAUCUAAUUGUUGUUUAUGGUGAUACCGAUUCUGUCAUGAUUGAUACCAACUGUGAUAAUUACCACGAUGCUAUUAAAAUUGGUAACAAUUUUAAGACACUGGUUAAUGAAAGAUACCGCUUGCUGGAAAUAGACAUCGAUAAUGUCUUCAAGAAGUUACUGUUACACGCCAAGAAGAAGUAUGCUGCUUUGAAUGUUUCUAUCAAUAAGGAAGGUAAGGAGGAAACUGUUUUGGAGGUCAAGGGUUUAGAUAUGAAGCGUCGUGAGUUCUGUCCACUAUCCAGAGAUAUUUCCAUUCAUGUUUUGAAUACCAUCCUAUCUGAUAAAGAUCCCGAGACUGCAUUGCAGGAAGUGUACUAUUACCUCGAGGACAUGAGGGAAAAGAUUGAAAAGGACGAAAUCAGAGUUGACAAGUAUAAGAUCAAUACGAAGUUAUCCAAAGAUCCGAGCGCCUACCCGGGUGGUAAGAAUAUGCCAGCGGUUCAAGUCGCUCUUAGAAUGAGGAAAACUGGACGUAUGGUAAAAGCAGGUACCGUUAUCACAUAUGUCAUCACGAAGCCAGCUGAGGUGGAAAACGGAGAAGCCAGCGGAGCACAAUCCGUUGCUGAGAGAGCCUAUGCUUUAAAUGAGGUAAUGAUGAAAGGUAGUAACUUGAGACCUGAUCCAGAAUUCUAUCUUGAAAAACAGAUAUAUGCUCCCGUAGAAAGAUUACUGGAACGUAUUGAUAGUUUUGAUUCUGUACGUUUGAUAUCAGCAUUGGGACUUGAUUCUAAGAAGUAUCUAAGACGUGGAGGCAUCGAUGGCCAUGGAUCUAAUAGCAAUGAAUUGGAACCAUUAGAGACCACAAUUUCUGAUAUGGAAAGGUUCAAAGAUAGUUCCAACCUGAUUUUGAACUGUCCAAAUUGUAAGAAAGAGUUUCCAUACGGUGGUAUUGUUGCAUCCAAUUACUACCAACACUGUUACAACGGUUUGCAAUGCAAAAGUUGUGAUUACUUAUUCUCGCCAUUGCAAAUGACGUGCCAACUAGAAAGAGCCAUUAGAUCACAUAUUUCUUUGUAUUAUGCAGGCUGGUUGCAGUGCGAUGAUCCAACAUGUGGCAAUGUCACCCGACAACUAUCCGUGUUUGGUAAAAGAUGUCUCAACGAUGGCUGUACGGGUGUGAUGCACUACCGUUACACCGACAAGCAAUUGUACAACCAGCUACUAUUCUUCGAUUCUCUAUUUGACUGUGAUAAGAACAAGAAACGUGAGUUGAAACCACUGUAUCUGGAAGGAGACCAGGACUACCCAUCAGAGAAGCUAUCUGAUACAUCAAUCAACGCCUUAACUGAGCAAAACCGUGAUCUGCUAGAGCUAAACCACUCUAUAGUCCAAAAAUACCUUAGCGAUUGUGGCCGUCGUUACGUCGACAUGGCCACGAUAUUUGAGUUUAUGAUGAACUAA